AUGGAUAAAAUGACUCUGAACCACUCUGCCGUGAAUGUCACUCUGGACAACUGCACGCUCUUGCCGUAUUAUAUCCACUCAGCAGGGAUGGCGGUUAGCUACAUUCUGUCCUACCUGCUGGUGCUUCUGCUGUGUAUCGUGGGCAAUGGACUUGUCUGCUUGGUGAUCAUCAGGAACCGCAACAUGCGUUCAGUUACUAAUCUCUUCAUACUCAACCUGGCCAUCAGUGACCUGUUGGUGGGUGUGUUCUGUGUGCCUAUCACACUGAUUGACUGCCUCAUCUCAGGUUGGCCAUUUAGCCAGAUCACGUGCACGAUGAGUAACCUGGUCCAGGGCAUGUCAGUGUCUGCCUCCGUCUUCACCCUGGUUGCCAUAGCAGUAGAUAGGUUUACUGGCAUUGUUUAUCCAUUCCGUCAUCGUCUGAGGCCAGUCACUGCAUUCUUCGCCAUCGUCUUCAUUUGGAUUCUCGCAUUUGCAGUCAUCUGCCCUUCAGCUGCAACACUGAAGGUCAUACACCUGGAGGACAUCUACAUUGUCCAAGAAAACCAGCUCUACCCACUGUUUGUGUGUUUCGAGGACUGGCCCAGAGCAGACAUGCGGCGAGUCUACACCACCGUCAUCUUCAUCCACGUGUACCUGGCCCCAUUGGGUCUCAUAAGCAUCAUGUAUGGGUGCAUCGCCUCUAAACUCUCCAACAACCUGCGUGAGAACCGGCUUCAUUCCAGAAGAAGGGUGAAGGUAAUCAAGAUGCUCAUUAUGGUCGCCGGUCUCUUCAUGGUAUCUUGGCUCCCACUCUGGACUUUGAUGCUUCUUACUGACUAUCAGGAUCUGGACAGGCAACAAAUUGAUUUCUUGAGCAGCUAUCUUUUUCCAGUCGCUCACUGGCUGGCAUUCUUCAACAGUGGCGUAAAUCCAAUCAUCUACGGCUUCUUUAAUGAGAACUUCCGCAGGGGCUUCCAGGCAGCUAUGGCCUGCAGUUCCUGCAAAUCUGUUGUUUCAGAGAUGCGUCACACACAUUUUGUGCUCCAGCCCCCUAACAAGGUAUCCGACGAGAACGGAGGUGCGACCAGCAGGCGGAAAGAGUGCUGUUUUGCUGUAAUGCCUCGAGGAACGGGGCGUGGUAUUCAUGGAAUUCUCCUUGAGGAUAUUAAUAGAAUUACAGCUUCCCAUAGAGUGCUUGGAGCCUGGAUGGAGUAAAGGAUUUCUACUAUAUUUGGAGAAGUCUAUCUGCUUGCGUUACAAUUUACCUCAAUGGCAGUUGCUUGGCUGGCACAUGCAGCAUUGGCAGACUUGAAUGGUGCCAUCUUUGCAUCAUGGGCACUCAGUUCUAGAAACUGAUCUGAGCUGUAAAUGUCAGUUAAAAUGUUAUUGAUCAUUCUACAAUUGAACUUCUUGUAGUGGACAGGGAAAACCGUCCAUUUCGUGCUGAUAAGAGUGCCAAAAAAGUGUCACUGUUCAUCAGAAUACACUGUUUUUGCACUCAUAAUGGUGUAGUUAGGCGCUAAUUGCUGAAGCUAAACAGCCAAAUCUUGACCCAUUGGUUACAAUAUCACAGGAGUAUUGUUUGGAGUAUUGUUGCCGUGUGGAUCAAGAAAAUGCGCUUGUUUCAUAAUUUGGUUACUCCGUCAACCAAAUUGUGUUUUAUUCAAAUGUGGAUGGUCUCAUUUGGGGGUUUUACCACUGGGAACAAUUUUUAAUAAUUUAAAUACACUUUGGGACAUCGCAGCCAUGGAGUAUUAUAUAAAAUUCACACAGCCUAAAACUCUUCAUGCAAAUCAACUCAAGUGGUGUGCAGAGUGACUUUUCAAGAGGUGUUUUUUUUCUGUGUACAAGCCUAAAGGGUCCAUCUGAAGUGUCACUCAAAGACCCUAAUGACAGACACACAUAAUAGAAUCAAGAACAGUGUCUUAAGUGAUUUUGCUUCAUGAUGUUAAUGAAUCUGAUGAAUAAUUAAAAAGUAAUUAAAUUCUCAUUUAUAUGUUUAGUUGUUUCUUCCAAUUUUGUCAGGAAUGAUCUGUAUACAGUGUAUCAUUAUAAUUACAUUUAAAAAUGUGUUUUUAAGAUCAGUUUUGUUUUCUGUUUUAGUGUCUUUUUUCAGCGUGUAAAUGUGUAAAUUGUUAAGAAGCCAAAAGUAAACAUAAGGAAACCAAACGUGCACAUCUGUGUUUGUGUGAAUAUGUGGCAUUUAUUUUGUGUCACAUUCCUCUAGAUUUGAGUGACAUGUAAUACUGAAAGAAAAAAGACAACGGAAAAUAUUUUUCAAUGUUAUUCCUCAUAUGAUGUGUUGUUUUUUUAUGCGUGGUAACUCCAAGCUGUUUUUGCCAUAUGAAUUGUAAUCGGCGUCAAGCCUGUGUCGUUGCCUGUGCCCUCCUUUAAACUUUACUUGAAACAUUUUUUAAUUCCUUUGAAAACAUCAAAUGUUGUAUAUUUGCUGUUAUGUUUACUUGAUUACUUGUAAUGCAUUCCAGUAUACAGUACAUGUUCAUGGAUUCAUAAUUCAGGAGUAACAUUAACAGUAACUGAAUGUUCGAAAUGUAUGUAUGUUUACAUGUUUAAAUAUCCAAUAGGUGUUUCAAUGAGAGGUAACUUAAUUUAUAGUGUAUACACACACACACACACACACGUGUAUACAAUUUUUGUUCUUUAGCAGACAUUUCCCUUCAUGGGCAUAUCAUGCAUAUUUUAAUGGAAUGGCACUGCCUAAUAGUUCAGAUAUUGGGCUACGAAUACAAAGGUUUUAUGUCUUUCUUAGGAUUUGCGUAUGCCCACCUGAAAUAAGUGAUCAUACGUAUGGUUGCCAGAACAAUGAGUAGUCUUUUGACCUGGAACAUUUCAGUCUGCUAACCGUUGAUAACCAAUCUGCCGCAGCACCA
Molecule: messenger RNA, 2873 nt
Organism: Xyrauchen texanus (razorback sucker)
Lineage: Eukaryota; Metazoa; Chordata; Actinopteri; Cypriniformes; Catostomidae
Product: neuropeptide FF receptor 1-like
Exons: 3
Coding region: 1-1197 (398 amino acids)
Biological process (GO): G protein-coupled receptor signaling pathway
Cellular component (GO): membrane
Molecular function (GO): neuropeptide receptor activity; peptide binding
Source: RefSeq, a predicted model, not a curated record